CCUCCUUUACAGGGCACUGUUUCCCCACCAAGGCCUCGAGGUGCUGGCGGCUCUAGAGGACGAAGACAUGGCCAGGGGCCCUGACAACACGCUGAAGUGGGCAACCCUGCUGGUGCUGGCCGCCCUGGGCAUAGCUGUGACAGCGGCCACCAACCCUGGCAUCGUGGCCAGGAUCACCCAGAAGGGCCUGGACUAUGCCUCCCAGCAGGGCGUGGCCGUGCUGAAGAAGGAGUUGGAGAAGAUACAGAUUCCUGAUCAAUCAGGAAGCUUUAAGAUCAAGAUUUUGGGGAAAGGGCAUUACAGCUUCUACAGCAUGGAUGUCCGUGGAUUCCAGAUUCCCACUUCCCAGAUAAAACUAUUGCCCAAUGAGGGCCUUAGUCUUUCCAUCAGAAACGCCAACGCCAAGAUCAGUGGAAAAUGGAAGGCACGAAAGAGUUUCAUCAAAACCAGCGGCAACUUUGAGCUGAGCGUGGAGGGCGUCUCCAUCUCUGUGGGGCUGAAGCUCGGCCUUGAUCCCGCCUCGGGCCACAUGACCGCCUCCAGCUCCAGCUGCACCAACCGCAUCGACCGCGUCCACCUGCGCACGUCGGGCAGCAGCCUGGGGUGGCUGAUCAAACUCUUCCACAAAAAUAUCGAGUCUUCGCUCCGCAACUCCAUGACCAACAAGAUCUGUGAGGUAGUGACCCGAACUGUGUCCUCCAAGCUGCAGCCUUAUUUGCAAACACUGCCAGUGACAGCCAAAAUAGACAAAGUGGCUGGGAUCGACUACUCGCUGGUGGCACCUCCAAAAGCCACGGCUGAGAGCCUGGAUGGGCAGCUGAAGGGGGAGUUUUUCAAUCUGGCCCACCACGACCCCCCACCCUUCGCUCCUCCUCUGCUGGCCUUUCCCGCUGACCACGACCGCAUGGUGUACCUGGGCCUCUCCGACUACUUCUUCAACACAGCCGGGCUGGUGUACCACAAGGCAGGAAUCCUGAGAAUGACCCUCAAGGACGACAUGAUUCCAAAGGAAUCCAGUUUCCGACUGACAACCAAAUUCUUUGGAAGCUUCCUGCCCCAGGUUGCCAAAAGUUUCCCCAACAUGAAGGUGCAGUUCGUCAUCGGGGCCGCCUCCCCGCCACACCUCACCAUGAGCCCUGCUGGCCUUGUCCUCACCCCUUCCGUGGACGCCCAGGCCUACGCCGUCUUCCCCAACUCCUCUCUGGCCCCACUCUUCCUGCUGGAGAUGAACACGAAAAUUUCCGUGAAUGUCAGCGUCAAGUCCAACAGGUUUGUUGGAGAGAUCAAGAUGGACAAGCUGCUCCUGGAACUGAAGCACUCCAGCAUUGGCUCCUUCCCGGUUGAGUUACUGCAGGACAUCAUGAACUAUGCCAUACCCACUGUUGUGCUUCCCAAGGUCAACGAGAGGCUGCAGGAAGGCUUCCCUCUCCCGCUGCUCAAGCACCUCCAGGUCUUCAACCUGGUGCUUCAGUCUCACCAGAAUUUCCUGCUGGUCGGCGCGGAUGUUCGCUGCAGCUGA
Molecule: messenger RNA, 1519 nt
Organism: Ceratotherium simum simum (southern white rhinoceros)
Lineage: Eukaryota; Metazoa; Chordata; Mammalia; Perissodactyla; Rhinocerotidae
Product: bactericidal permeability-increasing protein
Biological process (GO): innate immune response; negative regulation of interleukin-8 production; negative regulation of interleukin-6 production
Molecular function (GO): lipopolysaccharide binding
Source: RefSeq, a predicted model, not a curated record